This is a messenger RNA of Drosophila innubila, 1099 nucleotides long. Its product is annotated as uridine phosphorylase 1. The transcript has 7 exons. Gene Ontology annotation, molecular function: uridine phosphorylase activity. Gene Ontology annotation, biological process: nucleotide catabolic process; uridine catabolic process. Gene Ontology annotation, cellular component: cytosol; cytoplasm. Bases 136 to 1035 code for a protein of 299 amino acids. Lineage: Eukaryota; Metazoa; Arthropoda; Insecta; Diptera; Drosophilidae. The record is from RefSeq and is a predicted model, not a curated record.
AUUUGUUCGUCGUGAUCACAAGUCAGCGGCACAGCAUUCGUACUACAAAGCAAAAUAUAUUGUCAAUAUAUACAGUUUGUAUAUUAAUAUAAAUAUAUAUAACAUACUGCGAGUUACACAGAAGAACUAUCCAAUAUGUCGAAGAGCGUUGAACUAAAGAACCCCAAUUUGAGUGGAAUGAGCUCAGACUUUUUGUACCACUUGGCCAUCAAUGUGCCCAAUACCGCCGAUACUAGCGAUAUUCAACAGCGAUUUGGCGAUGUUAGGGUGCUAUGCAUGGGUGGCACCAGCUCACGUAUGCGAGAUCUGGCCAUAUAUUUGCGCAAAAUAGUGGCUGUGUCGGACGAUGGCGAACCCGUGGAUUUGGCUGCGGCGGGACAUCGUUACGCCGUAUACAAAGUGGGUCCCGUGCUGUGUGUCAGUCAUGGAGUAGGAUCCUCAACAUUUUCAGUCGUGCUGCACGAGCUGCUCAAGCUGGUGAUGUAUGCCAAGUGCCCGGAUCCCAAAUUCAUAAGGAUCGGCACAUGUGGUGGUGUUGGAGUGCCACCAGGCACCGUUGUGGUCACCAAGGAUGCCUACAACGGUUACCUGCGCAACGAGCAUGAGAUCCCAAUUCUGGGAAAACGUGUUGUGCGACCUGCGAGUUUUGCCGACGAUCUCAUCAAGGAUAUCUUAGCAUAUGGAAACUUAAGUGGAGACAAUUUCGAGACCAUAAGUGCAAAUACCAUGUCCACAGACUGUUUCUAUGAGGGUCAAGGACGCACAGAUGGUGCCGUUUGUGAAUACGACGAAGCCGCCAAGAUGGAAUUCCUUCAAAAAUGCCAUAAUCUCGGCAUACGCAACAUCGAAAUGGAGGCAACAAUGUUCGCUUCGAUGACUCAACAAGUUGGGGUCAAAGCUGCUGACGUUUGUGUAACACUCAUAAAUCGUCUAAACGGUGAUCAGGUGGAAAUAACACCGGAAACCAAAGCGGACUACGAGCAACGACCAUUCCUAAUUAUUGGACGCUAUAUUCAAGGUCUGCUCUCAAAAUAAUUUAUAUUUUACUUGAGAUGAAUAACCAUUUUAUCAAUAUUAAUAUUAUUUUAUAAAUAUUUUA